This is a messenger RNA of Microplitis demolitor, 1781 nucleotides long. Its product is annotated as TELO2-interacting protein 2. Gene Ontology annotation, cellular component: cytosol; nucleoplasm; centrosome. The coding region runs from base 288 to 1604 and encodes 438 amino acids. NCBI's taxonomy places the organism in Eukaryota, Metazoa, Arthropoda, Insecta, Hymenoptera, Braconidae. The record is from RefSeq and is a predicted model, not a curated record. The transcript has 5 exons.
CGUUCCUUCUAACCUCUGGCAAAAAAUCUUACAAUUUAUUACUGAAAAAUAUUGAUAAUUAAAAUUUUUUAUUAAAUUCUACUCGGAUAAAAUUUAAAAAAUAAAUAAAUUUAAAAAAUUUGGAGUUAAAUUUUCUUAUAAAUAAAAUUUUUCUUACGAAGAAAAAGCUCCAUUGUUUCUAGAACAAUGAAGGGCAAAUAGUGUCGCAAUUUGUUGGUAGAAAAAAAUCAAAGGGAGUUUUUUAGAAAAUUGAAAUAAAAAAAUUUUGAUUUUAAACUUAAGUAAAAAUGGAUAAUUUAGUUAAAAAUAUUGAAAAUAUGGAAAUUACAAAUAACGAAGAAUUAAUAUUAAAUAAAAUAAUAAUAAAUUUAGAAAAUUUAAUAAAUAAUUCAUUAGUACCGGAAAAAAUAAUCGGAUUUGAGCGACCGUGUGACCGAAAUGAUUUUAGAAAUUUUGAAAAUUUAAUAAAUAAUUAUUUGAAUGAAAUAUUGAUCGAAUUAAAUAAUUUGAAAAAUUAUAAUAUCGAUAAAAAAUUAUUAAUUAUUGAUAACGUUGAUUUAAGAAUUAUUUUGUUAAAAUUAGUAAUAAUUAUUGGGGAAGAAAGUGAAUUAAAUGUGUGGAAUAAUUCAAUUACAUUAGAACUAUCAAAUAAAUUAUUGAUUGAAGUUUGCUGGUUUUUCGGUGUCGAAAAAAUUUCAGAUAUUUUUAUUAAUAAUGAUUUUGACGAUAGAUUACGUGAUAUUAUAUUAUUAUUAAGACCUAAGUUAUUAAAAAACACAUGGAAAAGUAAUCCUGCAAGUGUUACUUGUUACAAAUGGGUUUUGCAUCAAGUUGAGAUGCCUGGACUGCUUAAAUAUUUAACAGAAGUAUUACCAACAGCUUUAAUCGUAUACGACGAUUAUGUGCCAGAAAAUCGUAUAACUGGAUUAAUUUGUAUUAGAAAAAUACUUGAGCAUUCAUCUCUGCAAAAUGAAUUUCUAAGGAGUGGUUACGCAGAUGUACUUUACGACGCACUAGAAAAAUUAACUCACGAACGUGAAGUUAAAUAUAUAAUUCCACUUUAUAAUUGCAUUACAUUAAUAUUAAUAAACAUUGAAUCAGCAAAUAAUACAAUAAAUCCUUAUGAGUGGACAAAACGAGAUGACAUCCUGGCAACUUUAUUAAACAAUAUGGAGUUAGAAAAUAAUUUAGAACUACGUCAUGCUUAUAUCACAAGUUUACCACAAUUACUAACGAAUAUCGGUUGUGCUAAAUGGUGUGAACGUUUAAUUAGAAUAUUAUCUGAGUACUGUGGCCAUCAUACCGAUUUAAAAACACUGAAAGCAACUUUACAGUUUGCAGAAAUAGUAUUAUCGAUGUUCCAUGUACGGAUUCCCGCGCAUUGUUUAAUAUUAUACACAGCAUUUUUGAAAUUACACUACGACUUGACAGAGACUCCAAUUUUUGAUGAAGAAAUAAUACGAAGCUUAGAACGAUGUAUCUAUUUACUGUACAAAGUAACUCCGAACAUCGGGUCGGCGAUUAUAAGAGACGACCGGAUGAGAAUAAUUAUUAAAAAUAGUAUUCAUACAAGCUGUUUUAGUGAUACUAAGUACUGCAAUUAAUUAUUUAUUAAUCACUUAUAUAUUAAUAUUAAUAUUAUUAUUAUUAUUAUUAUUAUUACUAUUAGGUAUAUAAGUAAUUAUAGUAUUAUAGUCAUUACGAUUAUCUAAUAAAAUGUGAUUUAUCAUGUAAUGCCAUAUUUAUUAUUAAAGUUUAUUAAACUUAUUAUUAAACUUCAA